Chrysoperla carnea is the source of this 1101-nucleotide messenger RNA. Its product is annotated as testis-specific serine/threonine-protein kinase 3-like. Bases 88 to 1101 code for a protein of 337 amino acids. Gene Ontology annotation, biological process: microtubule cytoskeleton organization; intracellular signal transduction; protein phosphorylation. Lineage: Eukaryota; Metazoa; Arthropoda; Insecta; Neuroptera; Chrysopidae. Gene Ontology annotation, molecular function: tau-protein kinase activity; ATP binding; protein serine/threonine kinase activity. The transcript has a single exon. Gene Ontology annotation, cellular component: cytoplasm. The record is from RefSeq and is a predicted model, not a curated record.
CAAUGCUAAAUAUAAAAUUAAAAAUGAGUUGCAAAGUUCAUCAUAAUAAUUACUCAAAAUUACGAUUGCGAUUAAAUUUUGAAUGCUAUGGUCUAUAUCAAAGACGUACCCAGAUCACAGUAUGAAGACACUGCAUCACUUGAAUCGACGGCAUUAGCAGCAAAAGGUUAUCAUUUAAUAAAAGAAAUUGGUUCUGGUUCUUAUUCAAAAGUUUUUUUAUCGGAAUACGUGCCACCGAAUGCUUUAGUGGAAACAGCACGACAAGUAUUUGCAUGUAAAAUUAUUGAUACCAACAAAGUACCAAAAAAUUUUUGUAAACGUUUUUUACCACGUGAACUAGAAAUUAUAAGUCAAUUAAAACAUCCACAUAUAAUACAUGUGUGGAGUAUUUUUCGACGUAAAUCAAAAUAUUAUAUAUUUAUGCGUUUAGCAGAAAAUGGUGAUUUAUUAGAUUUUAUACUAAAAUUUGGUGCUUUGGAUGAGCGAAAAGCACGUGUGUGGUUUAGACAAUUAGUAUCAGCAGUACAAUACUUGCAUGAAAGAAAUAUUGCGCAUCGGGAUCUUAAAUGUGAUAAUAUAUUAAUUACCAGUAAUUUUAAUAUAAAAAUAACUGAUUUUGGAUUUGCACGAUAUGUUAUUAAUAUGGAAACCGGUGCUAAAACUUUAAGCGAAACAUAUUGUGGAUCACUAGCAUACGCAGCACCCGAAGUGAUUCGUGGUGAGCCAUAUGAGCCAUUAACUGUUGAUGUAUGGUCUAUGGGUAUAAUAUUAUUCGUUAUGCUGAGUAAAGUAUUCCCAUUUAACGAUAAAAAUAUUAAAAGAAUGUAUGCAGAACAAAUGAAUCGAAGUUUUCGUUUUAAAGUAACUAUUGCGGAUACUUUAAGUGUAGGAGUGAAAAAUUUGGUUAAUUUUAUCCUAGAACCGGAUUUAAAAAAACGUUUAACUAUACAACAAAUUGCUGAAACUGAAUGGAUAGCUGGAUUUCAAGUCGAUACAAAGCAUCAUACCAUACCGAAAAGUAAAGUAGUCGAAAAUAAUUUAGUUGCAGGAAUUUUUCUUAGUGAUAGUAUGGAGUCUUCCAAGAAUAUUGCAAGGAGAUAG